GGCCAUAACGUGUUGUGAGACCAAAACAUUAGUAUUGCGCGUUGACGGGGUUGCAUUGUUCGUUUGUGUAAAUCUGUGAUAAGAUUUUUGAAAUUAGAAAUCCAUAUUUUAAAAUAGCGAACCGCGACAAUUUUUUUGUCAUUAAGCGGGAAAGCUGUAAUGGUGGCCCCAACACAAGUGUAAUGUGGUUUGUCAUCUCAUGAUUCAUCGUCGUGGCGGGAAAAUGACCAUGGAUGAGUUUCAUCCAUUCAUUGAGGCUCUGCUGCCGCACGUAAAGUCCUUUGCCUACACCUGGUUCAAUCUACAAGCUGCGAAACGCAAGUAUUACAAGAAGCAUGAGAAGCGCAUGAGCAUUGAUGAGGAGCGCAGGUGUAAAGAGGAAUUGCAGUGCGAAAAAGUUGAAGUCAAACAGAAAUGGGCGUCGCGCCUGCUCGGCAAGUUACGGAAGGACAUAACACAGGAGUGCCGAGAAGAUUUUGUGCUUUCAAUUCAAGGUAAACGACAGUCGUUGUGUGUGCUAAGCAAUCCGGAUCAGAAAGGUAAAAUUCGUCGGAUAGAUUGUCUACGGCAAGCUGACAAGGUGUGGCGGCUAGAUUUGGUCAUGGUUAUAUUAUUUAGGGCUGUCCCACUAGAGAGUACGGAUGGGGAGAGGCUUGAGAAAGCACCCGUGUGUGCAAACCAUCACCUAUGUGUUAAUCCUUACCAUGUCAACAUAUCUGUUAGAGAGCUAGACUUGUAUCUGUCGAAUUACAUCCUAAGAAGCCAACCGGUGAUGAUUGGUACUGAAAGUAUGCAAAGAAGGCGUGACAGUGACGAAGAAGUUCUAAGUCCAGGUGACUACCACACAGUCGCACUGACAUCGAGUGAAGACGGUGUACACGUUGGCGGUGUUUAUACGGCUGCCGAGCUGAUGAGAUGCACGCGGAUGUCAAUACUGGGUCCUCAGAAUGGAAUUCCAGCCAUAGUGAAAAUGGAAAACCAGAAUCAGCAUGGUAGUCCCAGUUACCCGCCUGAUCAACCCCUGGUCAUCAGUACAGCCGGCCACCAGAGUACGAUGCAUCAUCAUCGCUCGUCUCACCACGCGAGUCCGCCGGCCAAGCGUCGACGAACCACGACCGUCGGCUCCAUGUCGUCCGUCGACGACGAGAUUCGCAGCGUCGGCGACGACGACGACGCCGCGCAGACGUACUACGGUCGCUCGCCCGGUAGCAACGUGAGCCACUCUAGCUGGCACAGCGACACGACGGAACAACACGCUCAAGCGGUGAACAGUCCCGUUGGCAUGCCGUCGCCUCACGUCAUCCAGUCGUCGAAGGUGAAACACGAGGCGUCGAGUCAGGGCACAUACCAGCACGCCGACGGCGGCGUGCGCGUGAUGCCGGCGGCGGCUGCGGCGGCGGCUGCGGCAGCGGCGGGGGCUUCUCCCGGUAGCAAGGAGUCCGUGUGGAACCACGCGCUGGGCGUGGAGGGAGGCCCGCUCGCCCCCAGCCUGCACGCGCUGCCGACCGCUUACUUCGACGUCGCUCGUCACGGCGAUGCCGCGAACGGCGCGCGCGACAAGUUCGUUCCCUCCGCCAACCACGACAUCCUGCGUGACUUUGUCAACGUCGUGUGUCCCGAGGGCCAGUCGGGCGGCAUGCAGCGAGAGCAACGUCCCAGCAGUGAGACAGACGCGCAUUUGAUAUCGAGCGGAGGAGAGUCGAGCCCCUCGACCCCAACUCAUCAUAGUCCAUCAAAGCUUCCACAUCUGUUCCCCACCAUGUUACCACCGCCUCCCCCGCCGCCGAUGGCGCGACCCGUCCCCAUAGUGCGUUCCACGGCCGACUUGCGGAGUGGUUCGGAGGGGGGUGCGGAUUCACCGAGCCCGGACUCUUCGGAGUGUCGGCAGGCUCCUUCACCUACGACUACGUCUGCGACAACUAUGGGUUCGAUGAACACAGACUUCAUUAGAAUGAUUCCGCUAACGUCGAGUCCCGGCACGCCGCCAUUCAGUCGCACGGUGAUGGGCAGUCCGUUCGCAGCCAUUGGCAGCCGUGCCGAGCAUGGCUUCAUGCACAUCCAUCCACAGCCUCCCGGCGCAACACACUUCGGCACGGUUUUCAGCUACCCUAACCUGAGCCCGAUGCCGAUCAACCUGCCGAUGUCGGUGAUGAGCGGAGUCAUCAGUCCGACGUCGAUCAGCCUCUUCACGUCGCCCGUGACGACGCCACGCACGACGCCACGCUCUACGCCCGUGCCGCGCUGGAACCAGCCGUUCAUCACGCUCGAGGAUGCCGACUACGUCAUCCAGGGCCUGCUGCCCAACGUCAACCCCGACGACGCCCUGCUCAACGAAGAGGAGAGGUUCAUGAUGAUACAUCCAGCGAACGGAAGCCACAUCCUGGAGCAGCAUCACCAUCGCUCGGGCAACAGCGGCGGAGGCAGCGCGGCGGGGGGAGGAGGUGAAUCGCCUCCCCCUCAGUCACCCACGCGGUCCAGCUCCCAGUAGUAGGGGUAUCCAACUGCAUUCUUCUUCAGUACGUCGGACGAAGACACCGAUCAUUGAAACUUCACAGGAACGAGGAUUUCCUUUAGUGAACGAGAUUGCUUGAAGAGUUUUUAUUUGUUGUUAUUGAUCCCAGUGUUUAUUGAUACUAGAAAUAGGUGUGGAAUCUAAUGAAAUUCUGGAGGUAAUUAUCAGCGUUGCGUGCUGCAAACGCCGUCGCAUGUUUGCGAUGCUGUUUCUGCACGCAACCUGAGCUGGUGACAUGAUACACGUCUAACGAUACAUGCUAGCUCUAGCAGGCUGCUGUGCAAGCAGCUGCCAUGUUGUUCUCUCCCUGUCCAUGAAUCGUGGCGAACGGCUACAAGCGGCGGUGCGCAUGCAGAGAGCUGUGCAGUAGUAUGUGCAGGGCCACCCUUAAAAAAUGGUUUGUUUCCCCUUUACCUACUCGCCU
This is a messenger RNA of Priapulus caudatus, 2936 nucleotides long. Its product is annotated as nuclear factor 1 X-type-like. NCBI's taxonomy places the organism in Eukaryota, Metazoa, Priapulida, Priapulimorpha, Priapulimorphida, Priapulidae. The transcript is spliced from 17 exons. Gene Ontology annotation, biological process: regulation of transcription by RNA polymerase II. Gene Ontology annotation, molecular function: DNA-binding transcription factor activity, RNA polymerase II-specific; RNA polymerase II cis-regulatory region sequence-specific DNA binding. The record is from RefSeq and is a predicted model, not a curated record. Bases 200 to 2488 code for a protein of 762 amino acids. Gene Ontology annotation, cellular component: nucleus.